Hymenoscyphus albidus is the source of this 1338-nucleotide messenger RNA. The record is from the annotation of a GenBank genome assembly. NCBI's taxonomy places the organism in Eukaryota, Fungi, Ascomycota, Leotiomycetes, Helotiales, Helotiaceae.
AUGGAACUCAAUGUUACAGAGCCAUCACGAUCAGCACCUCUGGACACAAACGUAGACCACCGAUCGCUUCUUCACGUUACUAGCUGGGUCUUGAUAAUCACCACAUUUCUUGUCGUAUCUACUCGGUGUGCAUCCCGAUGGGCAAUCUUGAGAAGGCUUGCGCUAGACGACUAUUGCAUCAUUCUAUCAACAGUGGGAAUUCCUAGCUUUGAAUAGCUUGGGACUAGCUAAUGAAUAUAGCUAUUCGCGAUAGGAACCACCGCGUCUUUGUCGGUUGGAGUUUCCAAUGGAUUGGGAAUGCUAGCCUGGGAACUUGGUACAAGAAGCCAGACCGAGAAAAUACAAAAGGUUCAUGCUGUAUCCACCCACAAAAGAAUAGUUCCUCGAUGCUGAUAGGUUGAAAGGCUGUAUAUUCUGCCAAUAUUCUUUUCGUCCUCAGCCAGGGUUUUGCUAAACUAUCUAUGGCAAUUUUCAUCCGCACUAUCACGCCCAAUGAGCUUCAUCGUUCUUUUGCCAUAUAUAUCUGCUUCGCCGUUACAGUAUGGAUGAUCAACGCGGUCUUUGGAUUAGUUUUUCAAUGUCACAUGCCAGCUGUUUGGAACUCUUUGGAGAACGUGUGCACAAAUCGUCUCGCUUUCUAUACAUUUGCAGAAGUAGCUAGUAUCGCGAUCGACUUUUGUCUCAUUGUUCUCCCGGUAACAAUUGCAUCGCAGUUGAAGAUGAACAUGAGGUCAAAAUUAGUUGUUAUAGGAUGUUUCGCGUCCCGUGGGUUGUAUGUAUCUUGUUAUUGACUCCUGAAAACGUAUAGUAUCUAACUAAUGUGCACUCAGGGUCAUUGCUGCUAUAAUAGUGCAAUUGGUUAUUAUGUAUCAUCAAAACGAAACGGGGGGCAUGUCCAUUUCUUGGUCUUCUGUUAUGUCUACCAUCGUGGCCCUAAAUAUUGGAAUAAUCUCUGCAUGCGUGCCAUAUCUCAAACCAUUUCUCCAGAGUCUCAAUUCUGGAAUGAUAGGCAACGAUGACAUACGGAGACGUGGUGGAGAUACAGCAGUACAGCAAUAUGCAUCAAAACCAAAAUCGUACUCAAUGAAGAAAAUGGCAAAUAUUCUCAGCAGUCGGACAGGCAAUUCUGCUGUAACCGAAGAAUCAUUCCCGGCAACUUUCAAAGGUCUUCCAUUGGAGAACAGUCCCAACGGAAAUGUCAAUGCAAACAAAGUUUUUGUCACCGCAAAUGGGGAUGAAUUGGCGAAUGAUUGGGAGAGAGGCAGUGAUUCUAGCAAGGUUAAUAUCAUUCGCCAAACAAGCACUUUUGCCGUUAAAACCGAGACAGUAACACCAUAG